Messenger RNA from Lactuca saligna, 657 nucleotides. Lineage: Eukaryota; Viridiplantae; Streptophyta; Magnoliopsida; Asterales; Asteraceae. The record is from the annotation of a GenBank genome assembly.
AUGGCUGUUCACAGAACUUUAAGUGUGGUUUUCUUGGUGCUAUUAGGUGUGGGCAUGAGUGUGGCAACUAGAGCUCUCUUGACUGCUGGAGGGGGUAUUCCCUACGCUCAUGGUGUUAUAGAAGGAGGCGGAGGCGGUGGUGGUGGAGGGGGUAGUGGCGGUGGAGGGGGUGGUGGUUAUGGGGCUGGAGGAGAACACGGAGCUGGAUCUGGAGGUGGAGCUGGAGCUGGUGAAGGCGGUGGUGCAGGGUAUGGCGGUGGCGCUGCUGGAGGUGGAGGCGGAGGUGGUGGGAGCGGAGGAGGUAGUGGAGGAGGAGGAGGAGCACAUGGUGGCGGUUAUGGUGGUGGAGAAGGAGCUGGAAGCGGUGGUGGAUACGGUGGUGCUGGAGGAGCCGGUGGUGGAGGUGGACAUGGUGGUGGUGGUGGUGGAGGAGGAGGAUCCGGUGGUGGUGGUGCUGCUGGAGGAAGUGGAUAUGGUACUGGUGGUGGUGCUGGAGGAGGUGCUGGAGGAUCACAUGGUGGACACUCUGGAGGAGGAGGUGGUGGUGGUGGUUCAGGAGGAGGAGGUGGAGGCGGUGGUGGUGAGCAUGGAGCAGCUGGAUAUGGUGGUGGUAGUGGGAGUGGUGAAGGCGCUGGUCAUGGUGGCUAUAUGCCGUGA